Messenger RNA from Blastocystis hominis, 1050 nucleotides. RefSeq lists its product as hypothetical. The coding region runs from base 1 to 1050 and encodes 349 amino acids. The transcript has 5 exons. The record is from RefSeq and is a predicted model, not a curated record. Gene Ontology annotation, molecular function: ATP-dependent protein folding chaperone; ATP binding. Gene Ontology annotation, biological process: protein folding. Lineage: Eukaryota; Bigyra; Opalinata; Blastocystidae. Gene Ontology annotation, cellular component: cytosol; nucleus.
AUGAGCAAUUAUCUUUGUUCAGGAAUUGAUUUGGGAGACGAUGUCUCUGUGAGUGGUAUUUUUUUUGAAAACCGUUCUGAACCCGAAAAGUCGUGUGUUGUUGACAUGGUUAGGCUAAAUCUUUACUUCUUUAGUACAUCCGUUGCAUUUGCUGAUAAAGAGCGAUUAUCCGCCGAAGCUUCGCGAUUGAUAUGCCGCCCGGACUACUCGGCCAUCUGUCAUAAUUUGAGAGCUGUGAUCCAUUGUCAAAUAUCAGAGAUUCAAGAGGAGACGCUGAAGUGUUUUCCUUCGAUGAAAUCGGAUAAAGACGGAUUUGUAAUCUAUGAAGUUCCGUUUGCUGGAAAGAAGAUACAAUUCACCCCAGAGCAUUUACUAGGUAGUUACGCUGCCGACCGGAUACGUGAUAUCAAGGCGGAGCGCCAUUUGGAUGAUUUGAGAUUGGUGCUUUCCGUUCCGUCGUAUUUUACCGAAGAGCAGAUCAGUCACUUCCAGCUGGGAUUGAAUAUAGCGCAAAUUAGUCAAUACACUCUGAUUCACAACAUCGAUUCCAUCGCUGUGGCGUACAGCUACAUGAAAGCUCUCCACAAGGAGUUCUCUUCUCCUCGCACCGUUCUCUUCGUGGCGGCCGAAGCCUGCGUGAUUCGCUUCAGCAAUGACUCUUACGACAUUCUUUCUUACGAAUUCACGCCGAACGUUGGCACGCAAAGAAUCAACUCCCUCAUCUUCCACGAGGUCGAGAAGAAUUAUAAGGAUAUAAUGGAGACGCAGAGCGGCUUCGAGGAGCUUCCGUUCGUGUAUUCGAAGAUCGCCGCGAAGGUAAUGGAGUGUCGAAAUCAGUUUUUGCCGUCGUUUUCGGAGUUCGAAGCGACGAUUCCGGAGAUUUUGGAGGAUAAGGACUUCCCGUUUGUUGUGGAAUACGCGUCGUUGAGCGAGCGGAUUGAAGAGGAAGGAUUGAGCGAAGUGUUCUGCGGGAUGGUGAAGAAAUCUGGAUUGCGUGGAGCCGAUGAAUCAAAAUGUGUUUAUGACACCGUUUUUGACCCGUUUGAAUGA